UGUGGUGGGUGGCUGCGGCGCACCACUGCCUGCCGGAUCAGGUGACCUGUUGCUGCGCCCCACGAGUGGGUCCACAGUUGGACGCCGAGGGAGACCAGUUGAGAGACCAGUUGAGAGACCAGUUGAGAGACCAGUUGCAGUCACUGCAGCUGCUCCAGACUCUGCUCGCCGGUACUGAACUGCCAGUAGCUGGCGAGAGUGCGAACGUCAUCCGCGUGUUGUGAAAUUUUCCCAGAAAAAGAGUGACCGUCAAGUGUUCUUUGACUCAGAACAGUCCACCCAGUGUGUGCGCCGCUGACCGAGUCGGCUGCCUAGGGUGUUUUGCUCGCCCCAGUCCCUCAGUCACCUGGCCGGGGAACCCGUGUGACCCUGAGCCGGCCAGUGCGCGGCGAUCGGGCCCAGUAAUUGGCGCCGGUGGUUUUUGUUCCGCUCCGCCGCCGUGAUAGAGCGACAGUAAACAAGCGGCCACGCCGAACCGGCGGCCGAGCCGAGCUGCCGAGGUGCAGCCAGAGAAGAAGAAACAAUGAUUCUGCGGGACCCGGAGCUGGAGCCGCCGCCGCAGAAGAGCACCGGCAUGGAGCCCCCGCAGAGACCCAAGCCGGACGACUGGGACACCCGGAAGAUCAAUACGUUCUCGACAUUCCACGGCAGCUCCAACUCGCACCUGGCCGGCCUGGCGGUGGGACGCGGGCGGCACGCCCACUCGCGGUCCCUGGUGCUCGACACGCCGCUGCCGGCCCCGGCGCGGCCCAGUCACGGCCACUCCAGGUCCCUGGUCGUCGACAUGCCUGUGCGCAUCAUCCACGGCCACUCCCGCUCGCUGGUGGAGAUCUGCCCGGACACCCCGAUCAGCAGCGGCUCCGGCGGCUCCGCGGACUCCGGCGGCGGCUCCGGCGGCUCCGGCGGCGGCUCCACUGAGGGGCGGGCGUCCGAGCGCACCCCGCGCCCGCUCUCCCGCUCCUCCGCCCGGCUGAGCGGAAAGGACGCGCCGCUGCGGCCGCUGUCCCGCUCCUCGGGUAGCGGCAUCACCAUCAGCUGCGGCGGCGGGGGCGAGGACUCCGCGCCGCCGCCGCCGCCCAGACCUGUGUCCAGCUUGUCUGGGACCCCGCCGCCGCUUCCCAGACCUGUGUCCAGCUCGUCUGGGACCCCGCCGCCGCUUCCCAGACCUGUGUCCAGUUCGUCUGGGACGCCGCCGCCGCUUCCUAGACCCGUGUCCAGUUCGUCUGGGACGCCGCCGCCGCUUCCUAGACCCGUGUCCAGUUCGUCUGGGACGCCGCCGCCGCGUCCCAGGUCGCUGAGCCGCUCCUCGGGAGCGCCGAGUGAUGUCACGGACACAGGGAGUGCCACGGGAGGCUCAGAGAGUGCCGCGGGAAGUUCGGAGAGUGCCUCGGGAGGACACGAGAGUGCCGCGGGAGGGCUGGAUAGUGCCGCGGGAGGACCGGAGAGUGUCGCGGGAGGAGGCUCGGACAGUGCCGUGGGAGGUUCGGAGAGUGCCAGGGAAGGUUCAGAGAGUGCUGCAGGAGGGUCAAAGAAAGCCGAAGGAGGCUCGGAGGAUGUCAGAAGGGUUUCCGGUGCUGGCCUGACCAGUGCGGCUGCUCCGAGGCCCAUGUCGCGCACCUCCAUCACAAUUAUCAGCGGCGAGAGCUCUGAGACCGUUCACCAGAACGCUGCUUCUGCUCCUGAUGUUGUGAGAAAAAGUGACGCCGGUGACGGUCAGGGUGCCAGUGACUGCGGCUCGGCGAGCGAUACCGGCCCGGGCAGCGUCAGUGACGGCGGCACGCCCUCGCUGCGCGCCCUCUCCACAGCCUCCAGCGGAGGGUCACCCAGCCCGGCGCCCCUGUCUCCCCCGCGAGACAAGCCCACGCCGGCCUCGCGCACCCUGCUGGGGGCCGCGCUGUCACCGGCCACGCCAAUUUCUGCUACAAACGGCGGCCGACCGCAGUAUAAAAUCCGCGACGUGCGUGUGACGAUGGGCGCCGACUCGCGACGGUUCGGCUUCUCCGUGAUCGGCGGCGCCGACGAGGGCAUCCGUCCCAAAAUCGACGACGUCGCAGAGGGCUCGCCGGCCGACAAGGCUGACCUGGAGGUGGGCGACGAGAUCCUGGAGGUCAACGGCAGGUCACUGGAGAACGCCACGCACACCGAGGUCAUAUCGCACAUACACCAGUGUAUACGCUCAAGGACAAUCUGUUUACGAGUGAAGCGGAAAGCGGGCAAUAAACUCGCGCUGGACCUCGCGCAGAGCAGUAACGUCCAGGAUGCGUUCGUCAUUGCCGUGGAGCAGCAGGCUCGGGAGCGGCUCGAGAAGCUCUCGGCGCUGCGCAAGAUCAAGCCGGUGGAUAUGACCCGCCUCUCUCAGCAGCUGUCCGACACAGAAAAGGUCCAGGAGAGCAGCCAGCUGAACGGCAUUAUCGAGUCGAACUCCGUGUACGUGACCUCGGUACCGGCACUGAGCCGGGGCAGAGGCGGCGGCGAGGCAGACGGUCCGGUCCGACACCCUUCCGGCGGCGGCGGCGGCGGCGGCGACAGCGCGGCACACGACUCGCUGGACGCCUCGGGCGAGCAGCUCGAGCUGAACCAGCUCCUAGGGAAGAACCGGGCGCCAGCACCCGCCGGCGAGCAGGCAACGCGCUCCCAGCGCGGAUCCCGCCGCGAGACGGGCGAGAAACGCGAGCAGCGCGAGCGACGUGAGAUCAGCGAGGAACGCGAAAAGCGCGAACGACGCGACAGAAGCGAGGAGCGUGAAAAACGCGAACGUCGCGAGAAAAGCGAGGAACGCGAAAAAACGCGAACGCCGCGAGAAAAGCGAGGAACGCGAUAA
This is a messenger RNA of Amphibalanus amphitrite, 2821 nucleotides long. Its product is annotated as arf-GAP with GTPase, ANK repeat and PH domain-containing protein 2-like. The record is from RefSeq and is a predicted model, not a curated record. NCBI's taxonomy places the organism in Eukaryota, Metazoa, Arthropoda, Thecostraca, Balanomorpha, Balanidae. Gene Ontology annotation, cellular component: plasma membrane. Gene Ontology annotation, molecular function: protein binding. The coding region runs from base 524 to 2821 and encodes 765 amino acids. The transcript has 7 exons.